AUGAUUAUCAUCGCACAUGAAGAAAGCAGGAACCGUACGCCCUCACGCAGCGAGAAGGGCCUUCCACAAUCUUGCCUUCUGGUCCUGAAGUUCAUUGGUGAAACAAGCGUCCUCAGCCACAGAUCAGCCAGAGCACAAGCAGGUCAGCCCUGUGGACGGCUCCGGGAAAGGCAGAGCAAGACAGAAGGAAGGCGGCAUUUAAUGAGGGGGUGCGCCGGCUGGAGGGAAGCUGUGUCAGACUACACGCCUUCCUCCUGGCAAGAGAUGACGUCCCUCCUGGUGGAGGGACAAGCCAAGGCGAUCUACUGCUACGUGCCGAAGGUGGGGCCCCGGGCUGCCCUGCACGAACUGGAAGAGGCUUUGGAUGAUCCUGACGGGAGAAGCCAAAUUCAAAAGAAGCUGGAGACCUACACAAAGAUGAUCGUGUGCGCCCCUUUUCGGCGACUCCUCUCAGCUUAUCUUGAUAAAUUUUUUUGUAUCGGAACCCCAUAUGAAAAAUUUUUUGCACGCCCGAUCAUGAAGAAAUUCCGUGGAGAUGACAGCCAAGUGCCGGAAACAGGGGACGGGUUAACUUUUGGGGAGUUCGUCAGAUACGUCAUCAGCUUGAAGAAAUACAGUUAUUUCGACGAACACUGGAAACCGAUCUCGGAACUCUGCUAUCCGUGUGCUAUCCGCUAUGACGUCAUUGUCAAGUAUGAGACACUCAUCGAGGAUUCCGAAAGGUUCCUACGCCUGAUAGGAGCUCCUGCAGACCUCCACUUUCCACCCGCUAACCCAAGGAAUACCUCAAGAGUCCUCAAAAAAUAUUUCGCAGACAUCCCUAGAAAACAGCAGGAAGAUCUCUUCUGGGUAUACAAGAAAGACUUUAAGAUCUUUGAGUACGAUGCCAUAUAG
Messenger RNA from Penaeus monodon (black tiger shrimp), 894 nucleotides. RefSeq names its product carbohydrate sulfotransferase 8-like. The record is from RefSeq and is a predicted model, not a curated record. Gene Ontology annotation, cellular component: membrane. Gene Ontology annotation, biological process: carbohydrate biosynthetic process. Gene Ontology annotation, molecular function: sulfotransferase activity. Lineage: Eukaryota; Metazoa; Arthropoda; Malacostraca; Decapoda; Penaeidae.